CCGCGACCCCGCGGUGGGGGCAUCGCGCCUGCGCACAGGGUCCGCAGACCGUGCCGCUGAGGGCAUCCGGGGCCGAGCGCUCCCCUCCCGGGGGUAUAUCUCCAUGAAUAACUUAAAUGACCCCCCAAAUUGGAAUAUCCGGCCUAAUUCCAGGGCUGAUGGGGGUGAUGGAAGCAGAUGGAAUUAUGCCCUGUUGGUUCCAAUGCUGGGAUUGGCUGCUUUUCGUUGGAUAUGGUCCAGGGAGUCCCAGAAAGAGAUAGAAAAAGAGAGAGAAGCGUACCGUCAGAGAACAGUUGCUUUCCAGAAGGAUCUAGAAGCCAAGUACCAUGCUGUGAUCUCAGAAAACCGGCGUGCGGUCGCUCACUUGUCUUUGGAACUUGAAAAGGAACAAAAUAGAACGACCAGUUACCGAGAAGCCCUCAUCUCUCAGGGGCGCAAAUUGGUAGAAGAAAAGAAGCUUCUGGAACAGGAGCGGGCUCAGGUCAUGCAAGAGAGGAGACAGUUGCAGCCCUUGAGAAGCGCAUAUCUGAGCUUUCUGGAAAAGGAAGAUGACUGGCAAAGGAGGGCCAGGCUUGUGCUGAAAGAGUUUGAAGACGCGCUUACGGAGAGACAGAACAUCUACUGCAGCCUGCUCCUGCCCCGGGGCAGGCGGCUGGAAAUUGAGAAGAACUUACUGGUCCGAGCAGCCACUGACCCAGUUGCCACGGACCUGCAGAUGGCAGCUGGCCUGACCGACAUAUUUAAGCACGACACGUACUGUGGCGACGUCUGGAAUACCAACAAACGCCAGAACGGGAGACUCAUGUGGCUGUAUCUCAAAUACUGGGAGCUAACUGUUGAGCUGAGGAAGUGUCAGAGAGUCGAGAAAGCCAUCCUGGAGAAGUAGGGUAGGAGUGAAAUACGUCUUCCGUGACGCAUUGGCGUGUUCUCAGCUGCUUCUGCCACACGCACCCCCAAGUGUUCUUCCACUCUCACCCCCCGUCUGAGCGGGACACGGGGUCUCUUCCUGGCCCUCUUCAGCUACUAAGGAUGCAGUUUCUCAGGAGGAUAUUUUUAAGCUGUAAUAUUUUAUUAGGCUGAACUGUGUAACCUCGUAUCUCUGUUGUAGGGUAAGAUUGUUUUUAAGAAAGUCAAAUACAGUAUUGAUCCUCACUGUACAUUGUUUUCUGUCUGUUUUUAUUACUCCCUAAAUAAAUUCUGUUUUCUCCUCAAAUGUUUUCUCUCCUAGAAUUAUAAAUAGAAGUUGUCAGGUGAUGGAUAGAACUGCCGAAUGAAGACAAAAUAGUAACAUAUCGAGGUUUCCUGCGGCCAUGAGCAUCCCUCGUAUGUCUUUGGGAUUUGGCUUGUGUCUGUAUUUAGUAAGCACAUAUUAUUUAUUAGCAAUGAUAUAUAAUAAAAAAUACUUGCCAUUUAAAAGCAACAA
Molecule: messenger RNA, 1423 nt
Organism: Nyctereutes procyonoides (raccoon dog)
Lineage: Eukaryota; Metazoa; Chordata; Mammalia; Carnivora; Canidae
Gene: CCDC127
Product: coiled-coil domain containing 127
Exons: 3
Coding region: 104-886 (260 amino acids)
Source: RefSeq, a predicted model, not a curated record